Molecule: messenger RNA, 2826 nt
Organism: Lentinula edodes (shiitake mushroom)
Lineage: Eukaryota; Fungi; Basidiomycota; Agaricomycetes; Agaricales; Omphalotaceae
Product: urease
Exons: 13
Coding region: 283-2826 (847 amino acids)
Biological process (GO): urea catabolic process
Cellular component (GO): urease complex
Molecular function (GO): nickel cation binding; urease activity
Source: RefSeq, a predicted model, not a curated record
GGAAGUCAACAGUGAGAGACGGUAUGUUAGGCAUAUGUAUAUGAAGGGACCAAAGGGCGAAGAAGUUCGCGGUCGACUUGUGUAUAACUACGGUGAGUUUCUAAUCUGCAACUUGGAUUCAAAACCAUACUUAUGCAUCUUGUAGUCGGUCCAGUAUAGAAUGCGAGCAUUGAUAUGAGAAUGGAUUCAGUAUCAAAAAAUGUAUACAUAAUAUUUGUGCGAACAAACAAUGCUCAUGAUCAUGAUGACCCCUGAGAUAACGAUUUCGUUUACCGAACUGAAAUGCAUCUGCUUCCCAGAGAAGAAGCCAAGUUGCUUCUUCAUCAGGCAGGAUUUCUAGCUCAAAAGCGUCUAGCACGAGGAUUACGCCUUAAUCAAACUGAAGCAACUGCGCUGAUAGCGUCACAACUGCAAGAGCGUAUUCGUGAUGGUGAACACUCAGUUGCGGAGCUGAUGCAGCACGGUAAAGAUCUCCUGGGUCGUCGCCAUGUACUUCCCAGUGUCCCUGGUUUGUUGCACGAAAUUCAAGUAGAGGGGACUUUUGUCGAUGGGGUCUUCCUUGUCACGGUCCACGAUCCUAUCUGUACAGAAUCCGGAAAUCUUGAUAACGCACUUUAUGGUUCCUUCUUGCCCGUUCCCGCUCAAAGCGUUUUUCCAAACUCAACCCCAGAUGACUAUGCCUCUGAAAAGGCUCCAGGUGCAGUCGUUGCCAGGAAAGAGAGAAUUGUUAUCAACAAGGGUAGAGAGCGUAUCAAACUGAGGGUCACGAACAACGGAGAUCGUCCUGUUCAAAUUGGUUCUCAUUACCACUUUAUCGAAACUAAUCGUCUACUCUCUUUCGAUCGCGCAAAAGCAUAUGGAAAACGCCUCGACAUACCGGCCGGCACCGCUGUGCGUUUCGAACCAGGCGACGUGAAGACAGUGACUCUUUGCUCUAUCGCUGGAGGGAAAAUCAUAUCUGGUGGAAAUGGACUCGCUUCAGGAGUCUUUAACCCUGAUAGGACGGAGGAGAUCAUAAAUUCUCUCAUGCAAAAAGGAUUUGGACAUGUCCCGGAACCUGGAGCGUUGGAGGUCACAGAUGACACAGAUAUCGGACGGGAAGCAUAUAUCUCGAUGUUUGGACCUACUACCGGCGAUCGAAUCAGGCUUGGGGAUACGGAACUUUGGAUUGAGGUUGAGCACGAUAAGACUGUUUAUGGAGACGAAGUCAAAUUUGGUGGAGGAAAAACAAUCCGGGAAGGUAUGGGUCAAGCCACCAACCGAUCCUCCGCCGAAUCUCUUGAUUUGGUCAUCACAAAUGCUCUCAUUGUUGACUGGUCCGGGAUCUACAAGGCCGACAUCGGCGUCAAAGACGGACUCAUUGUUGGUAUCGGAAAAGCCGGGAACCCCGACGUGAUGGCCAACGUCCAUCCAUCUUUAAUCAUCGGUUCCUCCACCGAAGUCAUCGCUGGGGAAAAACUCAUCAUUACUGCCGGAGCUAUUGACGCACAUGUGCACUACAUCUGUCCUCAACAAGUCGAAGAAGCACUUGCUGCUGGUACGACGACCAUGAUUGGUGGUGGAACAGGUCCUAGUGCAGGCACCAACGCUACGACCUGUACCAGCAGCCCAUUCUACAUGAGGCAUAUGUUGGCGGCUACCGAUGGGUUAGCAAUGAACUUCGCGUUCACAGGAAAGGGAAAUGACGCUGGUAGGAAGGCGCUGGAAGAUAUAGUGAAAGCAGGAGCGGCAGGGCUGAAAUUACAUGAGGAUUGGGGAUCGACCCCCGCUACGAUUAGAAAUUGUCUGGAUGUGGGGGAUGAUUAUGACGUUCAGGUCAAUAUCCAUACUGAUACCCUUAACGAAAGUGGUUUCGUUGAGAGUACUAUCGCUGCGUUUGGCAACCGAACAAUCCACACAUAUCAUAGUGAAGGAGCAGGUGGUGGACACGCUCCGGAUAUCAUUGUGGUAUGUGGACAGGAGAAUGUGUUACCGUCAUCUACCAAUCCGACUAGGCCCUAUACGAACAAUACCUUGGACGAACACCUUGAUAUGCUCAUGGUUUGCCACCACCUCGACAAGUCCAUCCCCGAAGAUCUCGCAUUCGCAGAAUCCCGUAUACGAGCUGAAACUGUCGCCGCCGAAGACGUCUUACACGAUACCGGUGCGAUAUCGAUGAUUAGCUCGGAUGCGCAAGCGAUGGGAAGAGUCGGAGAGGUGGUGUCGAGGACGUGGAGGACGGCGAGUAAGAUGAGAGAGUGUAGAGGUCCGCUAACUGAGUUGGGAGAUGAAGGCGCGAGGGAGGGUAAGGAUUGGUACCCCGGGAAGGAUAACGCUAGAGUGAAAAGAUAUGUGGCGAAGUAUACCGUUAAUCCAGCAAUUACACAUGGCAUUAAUCAUCUGGUUGGCCAUAUCGCGGUUGGAACGUUGGCAGACUUGGUCCUGUGGAAACCUGCGAGUUUUGGUGCGAAGCCGGAGAUGGUGAUUAAAUCUGGUGUCAUUGCUUGGUCCCAGAUGGGCGACGCCAACGCCUCUAUACCCUCCGUCCAGCCAUUCUUCUCUAAGCCCAUGUGGGGAGCAAAAGCCGGUUCCGCAGCUCUAAAUUCCGUUGCCUUCGUAUCCCAAGUCUCUAUUGACUCCGGCACGCUAGUAUCGUACGGACUCUCUAAAAGGUUUGAAGCAGUCAGAAAUUGCAGGAAUAUAGGAAAGAAAGAUAUGAAAUGGAAUAACGCGACUCCAAAGAUUACUGUUGAUCCAGAGACCUAUGAGGUUAGGGCUAACGGGGAGUUAGUGGAUGUUGAGCCUGCGAGGAAAUUGCCACUUGGGAGGGCGUACAAUUUGUUUUGA